Molecule: messenger RNA, 5358 nt
Organism: Knipowitschia caucasica
Lineage: Eukaryota; Metazoa; Chordata; Actinopteri; Gobiiformes; Gobiidae
Source: the annotation of a GenBank genome assembly
AUGACAAACACCCCGCUGUCUCCACCUCCUCAGGCCCAGACCAGCUCCAGCGGCAGCACCAUGUUCCUCUCCCGGGCCCUGGAGAAGAUCCUGUCCGACAGAGAGCUGAAGAAGAGCCAGCAUGGAGCCCUGAAGGCGGCCUGUCAGAGUGCCCUGGAUGAGAUCAAAGCGGAGCUCGAGAAGCAGAAAGAUGGGACAGUGGUGCCCCCUAGAGCUAACUACAUUGAUGCAGAUAAAUACGUGCUUCCGUUUGAGUUGGCCUGUCAAUCAAAGUCUCCACGCAUCGUCAGCACGUCACUGGACUGUUUGCAGAAGUUGAUAGCGUAUGGACACAUCACAGGGAACACUCCGGACCCAGAGUGUCCCGGCAGGAGACUCAUCGACCGCUUGGUGGAGACUGUGUGUAACUGCUUCACUGGUCCCCAGACGGACGAGGGGGUGCAGCUGCAGAUCAUCAAGGCCCUGCUGACCACGGUCACCUCUCCUCACAUCGAGAUCCAUGAGGGGACCGUGCUGCUGACUGUCCGCACCUGUUACAACAUUUACCUGGCGAGUCGCAACCUGAUCAACCAGACCACCGCAAAAGCUACACUCACUCAGAUGUCGCAUGUGAUCUUCACCAGGAUGGAGCAGCAGGCUGCUCUAGAAGAGAAGGAGCGUCUGCGUCUCCCCCACUCCUCCUCCCCCUCCUCCCCUGCCCAGAGGGAGAGGAGGUCUCCUGGGACCCCUACCCCUGAGCCCUCUCCUGCCGCCAGCUCUGUGGACCUGACGGAAGAAGAGGCUCCUGAAUCUGCCCCUGCUGAGGCCCACACAGAGCCCGAUUCUGCCCCAGCUGACACCCACACUGAAACUGAGUCUGCCCCUGCUGAGACCCACACAGAGCCUGAGUCUGCCCCUGUUGAGACCCACACAGAGCCCAGGCCGCAGGGAGCUCCCGCCGAGACAGAGGAGAAAACUGAGCAAGACCCAAACACGGACUCGGUGUUUGAAGAGGAACCGGCCUCAGAUCAGACCUCAGCUGCUCGCCCUCCACAGAUCCGACUGGAGCAGAACGGCUUCACUGAGGAUCGUUCAUCUGUGUCCUCCGCCGACCUGCUGGACUCUGACUGUCUCCAGACUCAGGGCUCGUCUCGCUUCUCCCACAUUCUGCAAAAGGAUGCCUUCCUUGUCUUCCGGUCUCUUUGUAAACUGUCCAUGAAGCCCCUUGGGGACGGGCCACCGGACCCAAAGUCCCAUGAGCUUCGUUCUAAGAUUGUAUCCCUCCAGUUGCUUCUCUCGGUCCUCCAGACGGCAGGUCCAGUCUUCAGGACUCACGAGAUGUUUGUAACGGCCAUCAAACAAUAUUUGUGUGUGGCUCUGUCCAAGAACGGAGUGUCCUCCGUCCCCGAGGUCUUCGAGCUGAGUCUGGCCAUCUUCCUCACACUGCUGUGUCACUUCAAGGUCCACCUGAAAAUGCAGAUAGAGGUGUUUUUUCGGGAAAUAUUUUUGACCAUUUUGGAAACGUCAACGAGCUCCUUUGAACACAAGUGGAUGGUGAUCCAGACACUUACUCGCAUCUGCGCAGAUGCACAGUGUGUGGUGGACAUUUACGUGAACUACGACUGUGAUCUGAACGCCUCAAACGUCUACGAACGUUUGGUGAAUGACCUUUCAAAGAUCGCACAAGGAAGGAGUGGUCAGGAGCUGGGCAUCACACCACUACAGGAGCUGAGUCUGAGGAAGAAGGGGCUGGAGUGUCUGGUCUCUAUCCUCAAAUGUAAAGUGGAGUGGAGCAAAGACAUGUACGUGAACCCCAACCUGCAGACCAACCUGGGCCAGGACCCAUGUGAGGUUGAAGUGUUGGAGCUGAAGUCCUCCGGUCGUAGAGACAGUGUGGGGUCAGUGGACUCCACAGUGUCGUCCACUCAGGCCCACGACCCUGAGACGUAUGAGGUCAUCAAGCAGCAGAAGGAUAUCAUUGAGCACGGCAUUGACCUGUUUAAUAAGAAGCCAAAGCGUGGGGUCCAGUAUCUGCAGGAGCAGGGCAUGCUGGGAAACACAGUCCAGGAGAUUGCACAGUUCCUGCACCAAGAGGAGCGGCUGGACACGACCCAGGUGGGGGAGUUCUUGGGGGAGAACAGCCGUCUGAACAGAGAGGUCAUGUACAGUUAUGUGGACCUGCUGGACUUCUGUGGUCGUGACUUUGUGUCAGCUCUGAGGAUCUUUCUGGAAGGGUUCCGUUUGCCUGGAGAGGCCCAGAAGAUUGACCGCCUCAUGGAGAAGUUUGCCGCCAGGUACCUGGAGUGUAACCAGAGUCAGACCCUGUUCGCCAGCGCAGACACGGCCUACGUCCUGGCCUACUCUAUUAUCAUGCUGACCACGGAUCUGCACAGCCCACAGGUGAAGAGUAAGAUGAGUAAAGAGCAGUACAUAAAGAUGAACCGUGGUAUAAAUGACAGUAAGGACCUGCCGCAGGAGUAUCUGUCCUCCAUCUAUGACCAGAUCGCAGGCAAGAAGAUCUCCAUGAAGCAGAGCAAGGAGAGCUCUAUCACCCCCAAGUCCAAGCAUAACGUGGCCAGUGAGAAGCAGAGGCGGCUUCUGUAUAAUGUCGAGAUGGAGCAGAUGGCAAAGACGGCGAAGGCUCUGAUGGAAGCAGUGAGCCACGCCCAGGCGCCAUUCUUCAGUGCUACACACCUGGAACAUGUCAGACCCAUGUUCAAGCUGGCCUGGACGCCCCUCCUGGCUGCCUUCAGUGUGGGCCUGCAGGACUGUGACGACCCCGAAGUGGCGUCUCUGUGUUUGGAGGGUAUCCGCUGUGCUGUGAGGAUCUCCUGCAUCUUCUCCAUGCAGCUGGAGCGAGAUGCGUACAUACAGGCUCUGGCUCGCUUCACCCUCCUCACUGCCAGCUCCAGCAUCACGGAAAUGAAGCAGAAGAACAUUGACACCAUUAAAACACUGAUCACUGUGGCUCAUACUGACGGAAAUUACCUGGGCAACUCCUGGCAUGAGAUCCUGAAGUGCAUCAGUCAGCUGGAGCUGGCACAGCUGAUCGGUACCGGGGUGAAGGCGCGGUACCUGUCUGGGGCGGUCCACAGCAGAGACCCGGGCCUCAGGGGCCUGCCACUGGGCACCGAGGACUUCAUGCCGCUGGGACUGGGUACAUUGGUGGGCACGCAAGAACGUCGGCAGAUGGUUCACCUUCAGGAGUCUGUGGGAGAAACCAGCUCACAGAGCGUCGUGGUCGCAGUGGAUCGGAUCUUCACUGGAUCAACACGACUGGACGGGAACGCCAUUGUGGACUUUGUGCGCUGGCUGUGUGUGGUCUCCAUGGACGAGCUGGCCGCCUCCCAUCAGCCGCGGAUGUUCUCUCUGCAGAAGAUCGUGGAGAUCUCCUACUACAACAUGAACCGCAUCAGGCUUCAGUGGUCUAGGAUCUGGCAGGUCAUAGGAGACCACUUCAACAAGGUGGGCUGUAACCCUAACGAGGACGUGGCCAUCUUUGCUGUGGAUUCCCUGAGGCAGCUCUCCAUGAAGUUCUUGGAGAAAGGGGAACUGGCCAACUUCCGCUUCCAGAAGGACUUCCUGCGACCGUUCGAACACAUCAUGAAGAAGAACAGGUCUCCCACCAUCAGGGACAUGGUGAUCCGCUGUGUGGCUCAGAUGGUGAACUCUCAGGCCGCAAACAUCCGCUCGGGCUGGAAGAACAUCUUCUCAGUGUUUCACCAGGCGGCAGGAGACCACGACCAGGGCAUCGUGGAGCUGGCCUUUGAGAGCACGGGGCAGGUCAUCUUGAACACGUUCCCGCAGAUCUUUCCCGCUGCCAUCGACUCGUUCACUGACGCCAUAAAGUGUUUGUCGGAGUUCGUUUGCAACGCGGCGUUUCCUGACACCAGCAUGGAGGCCAUCAGGCUCAUCAGGCAGUGUGCCACCUAUGUGCACCAGAGACCACAGGCCCUGAGAGAGUACACCAGUGAUGACAUGAACGUUGCCCCUGGCGACCGGGUCUGGGUCCGAGGCUGGUUCCCCAUUCUGUUCGAGCUGUCGUGCAUCAUCAACCGGUGCCAGCUGGACGUACGCACAAGGGGGCUCACUGUGAUGUUUGAGAUCAUGAAGAGUUACGGGACCUCGUUUGAGACGCACUGGUGGCACGACCUGUUCAGGAUCGUCUUCAGGAUCUUUGACAACAUGAAGCUCCCAGAGCAGCAGACUGAGAAGACCGAGUGGAUGACCACCACCUGUAACCACGCCCUCUACGCCAUCUGUGACAUCUUCACUCAUUUCUAUGAAGCUCUGAGUCCUAUUCUCCUGCAAGACAUCUUCACCCAACUGCAGUGGUGCGUCCGGCAAGAUAACGAGCAGUUGGCUCGGUCGGGGACAAACUGCCUGGAAAACCUGGUGAUUCUGAACGGAGAGAAGUUCAGUCCUGAAGUUUGGGAUGCAACCUGCGCCUGUAUGAAGGAGAUCUUCCAGAGCACCAGUCCACACGCGUUGUUGUCGUGGCGACCAGUGGGACCAGAGGACGACUCAUCAGAUGGAAAGAUUUAUGAGUCUGACUUUGACGCUCAGUCCCAGGGCAGCUACGACCGCGCUCCGUCAGAGAGAGGACACAGCCAGAUGUCUAGUGACGACACAUGGAAGGGGAGGUCCAACACACGCUCGUCAGACUCGCGCCUCUUCUCUGGACUCCUCAUUAAGUGUGUGGUUCAACUGGAGCUCAUUCAGACCAUCGACAACAUCGUGUUCUAUCCCAGCACCAGCAACAAGGAGGACGCAGACACCAUGACGGCAGCUCAGAGGGAUGUCGUGGAGGAGCACAGCGCCCCCUGUGACCAGGGCAUGUACCUUCGUCUCUCUCCCUCUCACCUGUUCCAGCUCAUAGACUGUCUGCUGGAGUCUCACAGAUUUGCCAAAGAAUUUAACUCUAACAACGAGCAGCGCACUGCGCUCUGGAGAGCAGGUUUCAAAGGGAAGUCGAAGCCUAACCUCCUGAAGCAGGAGAGCAGCAGUUUGACCUGUUGCCUCCGGAUCCUGUUUAAGAUGAACUCUGACCCCAGACUGGAACCAUGUGGAGCAGAGACACAGAGAAGACUAUUAGUAGUGUGUACUGAGGCGCUGGAGUACUUCAUCAGUCUGACCUCUGAGUCCCACAGAGAGUCCUGGAACUCCCUUCUGAUGCUGCUGCUGACCCGGACCCUGCGACUGCCUGAUGACAAGUUCCAGGCCCUCUCCUGCUGCUUCUACCCUCGUCUGUGUGAGAUGAUGCAGUUUGACCUGAUCCCUGAGCUCAGAGCAGUCCUGCGCAGGUUCUUCUUACGGAUCGGAUCUGUGUUCCACAUCAGCUCGCCUCACGGGGGCGCCGCGGAGCUGAGGGUCACAUGA